AAGGCGUGACUCACCUUCUCCUUAUGUAUAUGUGCACGUCAAAAGCCAAAACCAGAGCCACACAUUCACCAAACUCACACAAAACACUCUUUCUUUCUUGGGUUCCUCGGCUAGCUAUCCUUGGCCAUUCUAGUUUCUCCAUCGGCCAUGGCUGGGACUGGAGAUUUUGCAGAGAUUUUGGAUGGAGAUGUGUACAAGUAUUACUCUGAUGGAGAGUGGAAAAAGUCUUCUUCUGGCAAGACUGUUGCCAUCAUCAAUCCCACUACAAGAAAGACUCAAUACAAGGUUCAAGCUUGCAGCCAAGCAGAGGUUAACAAGGUAAUGGAAUCAGCCAAAAGUGCGCAGAAAGCUUGGGCUAGAACUCCACUUUGGAAGAGAGCAGAGCUCCUUCACAAGGCUGCUGCUAUCCUGAAAGAGCACAAGGCUCCAAUUGCUGAGUGCCUGGUGAAAGAAAUUGCAAAACCAGCCAAAGAUGCAGUCUCUGAGGUUGUGAGGUCUGGGGAUCUUGUUUCCUACACUGCUGAAGAGGGAGUAAGGAUUCUGGGAGAGGGCAAGUUCUUGGUCUCUGAUAGUUUUCCUGGUAAUGAGAGGACAAAAUACUGCCUCACUUCUAAGAUCCCCCUUGGAGUGAUUUUAGCCAUUCCACCAUUUAACUAUCCUGUCAACCUUGCUGUCUCAAAGAUUGGUCCUGCAUUGAUUGCUGGAAACUCCCUUGUCCUCAAGCCUCCAACUCAGGGUGCUGUCUCUUGCCUGCAUAUGGUUCACUGCUUUCACUUAGCUGGUUUUCCCAAAGGCCUCAUCAGUUGUGUCACUGGGAAAGGUUCUGAGAUUGGUGACUUCCUUACUAUGCACCCUGGUGUCAACUGUAUAAGCUUCACCGGUGGAGACACUGGUAUUGCAAUUUCGAAGAAGGCAGGAAUGAUCCCUCUUCAGAUGGAGUUGGGAGGAAAAGAUGCUUGCAUUGUGCUGGAGGAUGCUGAUCUUGAUUUGGUUGCAGCAAAUAUUAUCAAAGGAGGUUUUUCAUACAGUGGCCAAAGAUGCACUGCAAUUAAGGUGGUGCUGGUGAUGGAAUCCGUGGCUGAUGCUCUAGUAGAGAAGGUGAAUGCGAGAGUUGCAAAACUAAGAGUUGGGCCGCCAGAGGACGACUGUGACAUCACUCCAGUGGUUACAGAAUCAUCUGCUAAUUUCAUCGAAGGACUUGUUAUGGAUGCUAAAGAGAAAGGAGCAACGUUUUGCCAGGAAUACAAGAGAGAUGGCAACCUCAUUUGGCCUCUGCUUCUAGAUAAUGUAAGACCUGAUAUGAGGAUUGCAUGGGAAGAGCCAUUUGGGCCUAUUCUUCCAGUUAUCAGGAUCAAUUCUGUUGAAGAAGGAAUCCAUCAUUGCAAUGCUAGCAAUUUCGGGCUCCAGGGCUGUGUGUUCACAAAGGACAUCAACAAAGCUGUGUUGAUAAGUGAUGCAAUGGAGACAGGAACAGUUCAAAUCAACUCUGCACCAGCUCGUGGACCAGAUCAUUUUCCAUUCCAGGGUUUGAAGGACAGUGGAAUUGGAUCACAAGGCAUCACCAACAGCAUUAACAUGAUGACCAAAGUCAAGAGCACUGUUAUCAACUUACCAAGCCCUUCUUACUCCAUGGGAUUCUCUUUUACAAGUAAAAUUUGAAGAGAAGAAAAGAUCGGCAAAGGGAAAAAGUAGCUGUUUAAAUCAGUUUACUAUAUCACAUGCCUAAGGUAAAGCAUCCUUUUUUUUUUCUUUUUCUUUUUCAUCAUUGCUUUGUAAACUUGACGGUGCUGAUUUGAACCCAUUUCAUCCAUUGCUAUUUUGACAGCUUCCAACAGAAUAUCAUAAAUUACUUUAGUAUCAUCAACAUAUUAACUUCAAUAAAAUUUUUCAUUGAGUUAGUUCA
Messenger RNA from Hevea brasiliensis (rubber tree), 1903 nucleotides. Its product is annotated as NADP-dependent glyceraldehyde-3-phosphate dehydrogenase. The record is from RefSeq and is a predicted model, not a curated record. Gene Ontology annotation, molecular function: lactaldehyde dehydrogenase (NAD+) activity. Lineage: Eukaryota; Viridiplantae; Streptophyta; Magnoliopsida; Malpighiales; Euphorbiaceae. Bases 148 to 1659 code for a protein of 503 amino acids. The transcript is spliced from 9 exons.